CCGCAGGGCACACUCUUCUGCCUGGAAGUUCCAGGGGCGGGCAUCCAGGUCUGCUGCCAGGGAGCAGAAGCUGUUACCAUCAAGGAUGUCUCCCGAAAACCUAGGCUCAGUCCUAUGCCACACCUCUUAUGAGCAGAAGCAGGAGACUAGUGCUCUCCACAUCCGUUUCAUGAGAAACAACUAUCCGGCACAGGAAACUGAAACUUAAUUCAAAACUACCUGCCGUUCUCUUUAGUUGUGUGAGUAAAAUGGAAAGCGCAGGAAACCUGCAGGAGAUGGUCUGUACUCUCCACAAAGAGCCGCUGAAGGUUUACUGCCGCACCGACCAGCAAUGCGUCUGUUUCCUGUAUGCGAUGGACGAACACAAACACCACGACACAGUCUCUGCUGUGGCCGAAUGCAUCGAGAGGCAGAAAUCUCUGAGUGCAGAGCGGGAAAAAUUCCUGAAAUGGAUCCAGGAGAAAGAGACGAAACUGCAGGACGUGAGACAGGGAGAAAAUUUGCUCAUGCAGACUGCACAGAAAGCAGUGGCAGACAAUGAGAGGCUUUUCGCUGAUAUCAUCCAGGCCAUUGAGAGACAGCGCUCAAAGGUGAAGGAGCUGAUCCUGAGUGAACAGAAGGCUGCAGAGGCUCACUCCACAGACCUAAAGAGGAGGCUGCAGGAGGAGAUCACCCAGCUGCGGAGGAGGGAAGCCGAGCUUCUGAAACUCGCACAGACGGACGAUCACAUCCGCUUUCUCCAGGGCUGGAGGUCUCUCACUGCCCCUCACUGUGCUGUAGCACACGUCACUGCAGAUCCACAGCUCUCCUUUGUGUCUGUGAUCAAGGCUGUUACUGAGCUGAGAGACCAACUGAUGACCUUCUGCCAGGGGCAAUGUGAAAAGAUGUCAGAAAAAGCGAUUAAAGUACAAGUUCUGGAGAGUCUGACGUCACUACCAGAGCCCAGGACCAGAGGAGACUUCCUAAGAUCGUCUGCCACAUUCAGAGCAGAAUUUCAGAAUAUCAGAUCUGGGGAGACAGGAAGUGGGUGUGGUCACCCUGUGCAAGUUCUGGAGAGUCUGACGUCACUACCAGAGCCCAGGACCAGAGGAGACUUCCUAAGAUAUGCCUGUGAGCUCACACUGGACCUCGACACAGCACACGUGAAGCUGCUUCUCUCGGCAGGGAACAGGGAGGUGACGUGUGUGAAAGAAAGGCAAAACUACCCAAAUAACUCUGAGAGAUUUGAACGCAAGCGUCAGAUUCUCAGCAGGGAGGCUCUAUCAGGCAGACGCUGUUACUGGGAGGUCGAGGUGAGGGGGAAUAAGGUGGAAAUAGCGGUCGCAUACAAAGGGAUAAAGCGGAAAGGUGGGAACCGAGCCAGUUCAUUCGGAGGGAAUGACAAGUCCUGGAGUUUGGAUGCCAUAAAUGGAGUUUACUCCUUUUGCCACAAUGAUGAUAGGACCCAAUUGCUUGCCCCAUACUGUUCCAAAGUAGGAGUGUACCUGGAUCACCUGGCUGGAACGCUGUCAUUUUAUAGUGUCUCUGGCAACAUGAGCCUGCUACAUUGCGUGUCGGCUGUGUUCACUGAACCUGUAUACGCUGGGUUUUGGAUUGGGGACCAGUGUGCUGUGAAACUCCUGGACCUUACUUGGCACCCUGGUGUACCGCACCGACCCGUAUGGUCAAAGUGAGAUCAAAGAAUCUGCUUUUUUCAAAUGCCUCUUAAUGAAAUCCGGUGCUGCCACUGUCAGAUGGCUCAUUCCCCUAAAUCACUGGUUUUUAUAGCAGAGAGUUGUUGUAAAUAUGAGAAAAGAAACAGGUAGCUUCAUGAAAAACCUCAUGAAAUGAAAUCUGAAGUGCCCUCAUUUGACCAAUAAUUAGUGUGAUUGCAAAUCAAUAUUUUUUUUAACUGCUUAAUUUUUUUAAACUGCUUUGCUUUAAUUACUCACUCAAUUUUGGGACUACAUGCAUAUAUUCAAUAUAUUACAUAUAUCAUGUAUUUAUGCAAAUUAGCUGUGUGCUCAAAGAAACGUGAUGUCAUAAUAGCCUCAUAAUGCUUCUGAGCAGAAUUCAUAUAUACUCAUUACUUUAGCCAGCAAUAUUUAAAUAUUUAAACACCAUUGCAUUAGCAGUAGCAACCGAUUUGACGCAAUCACACUCUCUUUAUGAAAUGCACAUUGCUAGUUUAUACUUAAAUCAUUCAUUCUGAGCAUUAAUAUAAUGUGUACUUUGUACAGUAGAUAUGAAAUCACGAUGAGUGGAUAAUAAAAGAUUAAUAAAUGUAUUUUACUUUCAUAAAAAUAUUUUAAAAUGUGAAAAGAGGCAGGUCAUCGCAAUGCACUGUAAUUCACACAGAAAAGGCUUCUAAAGUCAUGUUCUAGGCCUCUAUUUUAUCCUCAUUUCUCAAAAAAAUAAAAAAUGAAAAAUAGGCUCUGUGUCAUGCUUUGUGUCAAUAAACUUUUAGGAAAAUACAUAUUUCUAAUUUGUGUAACAGGAUGUUCUUCUGCUGUUACCCUAAUUCCAGACGAGUAUGGAAAUGUGGUGACCCUGACAACUUUAUAUAUUUGUCCAUUAAAUUAUUUUGAGGAGAAAGAUGAUUGAAGAUGGUGGUAUUUCUGAAGGUACUUAGACAUGCAGCUAUAAUUGGUAGAAAUGCAAGGCAGCGAAAAACAGAUUAGGAGGAAGAGGAGAAACCAAUAAUGGAGGAUUUUAGAGGGUUGAUAAUGUCGUUCAUCCCUGUAAAGCAUGAACAUACUAUUUACAGUCUAUGAGCUGAUUUCCACCAAGUUGUACUAUAACAAUCCACAAGAUGGCG
Conger conger (European conger) is the source of this 2797-nucleotide messenger RNA. Its product is annotated as tripartite motif-containing protein 16-like protein. The coding region runs from base 249 to 1673 and encodes 474 amino acids. Gene Ontology annotation, molecular function: protein binding; zinc ion binding. Lineage: Eukaryota; Metazoa; Chordata; Actinopteri; Anguilliformes; Congridae. The transcript has 8 exons. The record is from RefSeq and is a predicted model, not a curated record.